Molecule: messenger RNA, 1715 nt
Organism: Equus quagga
Lineage: Eukaryota; Metazoa; Chordata; Mammalia; Perissodactyla; Equidae
Gene: CIMAP1A
Product: outer dense fiber of sperm tails 3
Exons: 6
Coding region: 1-765 (254 amino acids)
Cellular component (GO): outer dense fiber; cytoskeleton
Source: RefSeq, a predicted model, not a curated record
AUGGCAGAGGAGGUAUGGGUGGGCACCUGGAGGCCACAUCGCCCCCGGGGGCCCAUCAUGGCCCUCUACAGCAGCCCUGGACCCAAGUACUUGAUUCCACCUACCACGGGCUUCGUGAAGCACACACCCACCAAGCUUCGUGCACCAGCCUACAGCUUCCGAGGGGCCCCCAUGCUCCUGGCAGAGAACUGCUCCCCUGGGCCUCGCUACAGUGUGAACCCCAAGAUACUGAGGACUGGAAAGGACCUUGGCCCUGCCUACUCCAUCCUGGGGCGCUACCGCACCAAGACCACACUGACCCCCGGCCCUGGUGACUACUUCCCAGAGAAAUCUACCAAGUAUGUGUUUGACUCAGCGCCCAGCCACUCCAUUUCUGCCCGGACCAAGACCUUCCGAGUGGACAGCACUCCAGGCCCUGCCGCCUACAUGCUGCCCAUGGUGAUGGGGCCCCACACUGUCGGCAAGGUCUCCCAGCCCUCCUUCUCCAUCAAGGGCCGCAGCAAGCUGGGCAGCUUCAGCAACGACCUGCAUAAGACCCCAGGUCCUGCAGCCUACCAGCAGACCGAUGUGCAGGUGACUAAGUUCAAGGCUCCACAGUACACCAUGGCUGCCCGAGUGGUGCCCCCAGGGGACAAGACUCUCAAGCCAGGACCAGGAGCCCACAGCCCAGAGAAGGUGACAGUGACCAAGCCCUGCGCCCCCAUUGUCACCUUUGGCAUCAAACAUUCUGACUACAUGACACCCCUGGUCGUGGACGUGGAAUAGCCUUGGACCCCACCCCAGCCUGCCUCCUGAGCCUCUGUAUAUCACAUUCCCACAAGACUCCCUGGGCCACAGGCUUGGGCCUCCUCCACCAGCUGGGCUGCAGCCAGCUUGGCCCUGCAGGACAGAGCACGCUUGUUGGACAAUUGUAACCAGUUAUUUUUUCUAUGCAACUUUCUCCUUUGCUAAUCUUGUUUCCUGAUGUGCCCAGAUACUUAAUAAAUCACAGAAUCCAUUAGCAAUGGGUUUGUCCUAGGGGGAAGGGUCAUGCUUUUCCAGAACAGGGCCCCCAUGGGCUGCAGUGCCAGCCCCGUCGGGUCCCAUCCUGGCUUUGAGGCCCUGGGGUAUGAAUACAGAGAGGGGAGGGCUCCAGAGUGUCAGGCCCUGCCCAGCCUGCUCUCCUGAUUCCCUCUGCCUUGAGCCCUGCCCUCCAAGUUUUGUUGUACACCCCGAAGAUGAUCACACCUGCAUCCGUCACUCCCAUGUGCUCUCCUCCCUGCAUGACUCUCCCCAUCGGAGAGAUGUGCUGUGUGUCCCUUGAGUCCUGUGACCGCCCUGAACAGUGAUGCUGCGUGACUUCUGGGGCCAGGCCACAUUAACAUACAAAGGAAACAGCUUCUGCAUGGGUAUGCCCCCUUUGCACACCUCCAGGACCAGCCACCGCAUGGUGAGGAAGCUCGACACACAGCAAGGCCACGUGCAACGGCCAGGUAGUCAGUCCAGCUGGGCCCUCAGCUCACACCAGCAGGAACUGCAGACAUGAGCGAGCCUUUGGGCAACGGCAGCACCCGCCUCACAACUGGGCGCUGAUAUCCUAGAGCAGAGACAUCAGUCCCUGCUCUGCCUGUCACAAACUCUGAGCACAGUAACUUUGGGACAUAAAUUGUUACUGUAAUGUUAUGUGGCUAAGUUUUUUCUUUUUUUUGAGGAAGAUUAGCCCUGAGCUGACUACU